Rhododendron vialii is the source of this 1830-nucleotide messenger RNA. Its product is annotated as nucleobase-ascorbate transporter 4-like. The record is from RefSeq and is a predicted model, not a curated record. Gene Ontology annotation, biological process: transmembrane transport. Gene Ontology annotation, molecular function: transmembrane transporter activity. The coding region runs from base 182 to 1645 and encodes 487 amino acids. Gene Ontology annotation, cellular component: membrane. The transcript has 14 exons. NCBI's taxonomy places the organism in Eukaryota, Viridiplantae, Streptophyta, Magnoliopsida, Ericales, Ericaceae.
GUUUCAUUUGGACUUUAGACUAAUAUGCUGUUUCCAAAAAUUGGCAUUGAGUUUGGCACAAGAGUGGGGAGGGCAAAGCUAUUCUUUAGGCCAAAUUUUAGCUUUGGCAUGAGAUUUGGCAAAGGGUGGACUUGCUCAUAGUGUUCCGGCCAUUGGUCUGGGUUUUGAGCACCAUGUGGUAAUGCUGGGAACUACUGUCAUCAUUCCUUCCAUUAUUGUUCCUUUGAUGGGUGGUGGCCAGAAGGAGAAGGCUGAAGUGAUACAAACCUCGCUAUUUGUCGCGGGAUUGAACACUCUAUUGCAGACUUGGUUCGGAACUCGGCUUCCAGUGGUGAUACGUUCCUCAUACUCAUUUAUUGCUCCUGCACUUUUCAUAGUGUUAUCUGAUAGAUAUAGCAAAUACGUCGAUCCUCUGGAGAGGUUUGAAAAGUCAAUGAGAGGGAUUCAAGGAGCUAUGAUGAUUGCAUCCAUUAUCCCAAUAUUUCUUGGUUUCUUUGGUAUUUGGAGAAUCUUUGUGAGGUUAAUCACGCCCGUUUCUGCUGUUCCUUGGGUAACGCUUGUCGGACUGGGGCUCUACGCUCAAGGUUUUCCUCAGCUGGCAGAAUCUCUUGAGAUUGGGCUACCAGAGUUGAUUAUCUUAAUUAUUCUAUCUCAGUAUAUUCCUCAUUGGAUAGAAACCAAAAUAGGAGAGCGCUUUUUUGAACGAUAUGCGGUCCUAUUAUCAAUAGCCAUUGUAUGGCUAUUUGCAGCACUUCUUACUGCAUCAGGUGCAUACAUAACCAAAUCUUCAAGUACCCAAGUCAGUUGCCAUGACCAAUCUGGGUUCAUUAGUGGUGCUGCUUGGAUAAGUUUUCCAUAUCCAUGGCAAUGGGGGACUCCAAGUGUUGAUGCCGGGGAUGUAUUUGUGAUGAUAGCUGCAGCUCUUGUUGCUCUUAUUGAGUCUACUAGUGUAAAUAUAGCAGCAGCAAGGUUUGGGAGCGCCACAUUUCCACCGCCUUCUAUUUUCAGCCGUGGUGCAGGGUGGCUGGGAAUAGGUUGGUUGCUAGAUGGUUCGUUUGGUAGUGCAAGUGGUUCCACUGUAUCAGUUGAAAAUGUAGGUCUUUUGGCACAAACGGGAUCUGGAAGCCGAAGAGUGGUUCAAAUAUCAGCAGGAUUCAUGCUUUUCUUUGCUGUGUUUGGAAAAUUUGGGGCUAUUUUAGCAUCUAUUCCAUUGCCGAUCUUUGCAGCCCUGCAAUGCAUCUCAUUGGCCUACGAGACUUCUGCUGGUCUUGAUUUAGUUCAACUCUGCGACCUCAACAAGCUCAGAACAAAGUUCAUAAUAGGUUUUUCAAUCUUCAUGGGCCUCUCAGUCCCACAAUACUUCUAUGGCUACAUGGGAACUUCCGGUUGUGGUCCUGUUCACACUCAUGCAAAUUGGUUUGACAAAUUUGUGGAAAUCAUUUUCACAUCCCCGGCCACAGUAGCAGCUAUGAUCGCGGUGUUUUUGGAUUGCACUAUUCCACCGGGUCGUACUGAUAAUGGAGAGAUUGAAACUGAUACUGAUUGGGUGGAUAUGUGGCAGGAGUACUUCGCGAAUGUUUUCGAAGAGGACCCAGAAUUCUAUUCCCUACCUUUAGGCCUUAGUGAUUGCUUUCCAUCUGUUUAGAAUUUGGAGGUCUUGCCGUAGAGAAACGAAGAUACAGAAGAAUAUAGUACUUCAAUUUAUUUUGCCAUGAUGUUUGCAGCAUAUAAGUUGAACUCUAAAUAGCAGGAGGGAACACAACAAAGGAAAGCAUAUUAUUGUAAUUUGCAUUUCAGUUAAAGAUGAAUAAAAGUAGAGUUUGUUUGUGA